This is a messenger RNA of Suhomyces tanzawaensis NRRL Y-17324, 882 nucleotides long. It is a transcript of the gene SCW4, whose product is annotated as Scw4p. Gene Ontology annotation, molecular function: glucan endo-1,3-beta-D-glucosidase activity; 1,3-beta-glucanosyltransferase activity. The record is from RefSeq and is a predicted model, not a curated record. Lineage: Eukaryota; Fungi; Ascomycota; Pichiomycetes; Serinales; Debaryomycetaceae. The transcript has a single exon. The annotation marks the transcript as partial. Gene Ontology annotation, biological process: carbohydrate metabolic process; cell wall organization. Gene Ontology annotation, cellular component: extracellular region; cell surface; fungal-type cell wall.
UCGUCUGGCAGUGGUCCAUCUGCACCUUCUGCUAGUAGCAGCCCCCACAACUCUCCCUCUUCAGGCUCUGCGCCCGGUGCAGCGGCAGCCGUGGGCUCCAAGGGAAUCACCUACUCUCCAUACACCAAGGACCACCAGUGUAAGUCUGCCCAGGACGUCAAGCUGGACUUGCAAAAGUUGCAGGACUACGAUGUCAUCAGACUCUACAGCACUGAUUGUUCAGGAAUCGAAAAUGUGUUGGCUGCGCUCUCAUCCAACCAGCAGUUGUUCUUGGGGGUUUGGAACAUCGACUCCAACUCUGUCCAAGGCGGUUUAUCCGACAUCCUGAAGGCACUUCAGACCUCCAACCGUGGCUGGAGUGCGGUGCACACCAUCGCCAUUGGUAACGAACAGGUCAAUGCAGGCACUGCCAGUCCCUCGCAGAUUGGUUCUGCCAUCAGCACUGCCAGAUCAUGGUUGAAGCAAAACGCCCCUCAAUACUCCGGCCCCGUGGUGUCCGUGGACACUUUGGUGGCCGUGGUGUCCCACCCUGAAUUGUGUGAAUAUUCCGACUACCUCGCAGUCAAUUCGCACCCAUACUGGGACGGAAACGUCAGUCCUUCCGAUUCAGGCCAAUGGUUACAGCAACAAAUCUCGAACUUGCGUAACGCAUGCGGCUCUUCGAAAGAGAUCUUGAUCACAGAAACCGGAUGGCCUACUCAAGGUAAGCCCUUCGGCAACUGUGUUCCAUCAGUACAAAACCAGGUGGAUGCCAUGAAAAGUAUUGUUUCCGAGUUGGGAAGCCAGGUGAUUGCUUUCACCAUGUACAACGACUACUGGAAGGACCCCGGACAGUACGGCGUCGAGCUGUACUGGGGCUUGUUCGGUAACCCCGACGAAUAG